Molecule: messenger RNA, 2042 nt
Organism: Heterotrigona itama
Lineage: Eukaryota; Metazoa; Arthropoda; Insecta; Hymenoptera; Apidae
Source: the annotation of a GenBank genome assembly
UCGGUACAGCAGAAUGUAACACGAAAAUGAUAAGGAUGCCGAAAUUCUGGGAUAAAAAUACAUAUUGGAUGUUUGUCUAUUUAUAUACCUCGUCUGUGGUGAUGCAAUGUCUAUUCAUGUACCUCGUCUAUGGCUGUGACUUCGCAUGCCAAUAAUUUUUUUAUCAUGUCGGUAUUUUAGAACGCGUGACGCGACGUCUCGUAAGAUAUCAUGUCUAUUCUGUAUCUCAUCUGUGCAACGAUCAAGCUUCUCGUGUAAACGCAGAUGUCACUAUCCGACGAUCAACUACUAAACACGAGAUAGCGUGUAUAGAACUUUCAUUACGAAUUUUACUAUGAGAAGGCGAUAAGUAAGGGACGCUUGAUAAUUGUUUUAAUCGUACAACUUUCCAUAACUUAUACGCGAUUGUCUAUCUCGAAUCCUUUUUAUAAUUCUAACGUAAGGAACGACGAACGGAUUUUAUAUUAAUUUUUAUGUAACGUUAACAGAUGCACCGGAUGUGACAGGCAGCGUAAUAACCCUUAAGGUUAAGUGACAUUACGCUUUUUAAUAUAUUUGAUUGUUUUUUUUUAAAUUGGUAAACAAUUUUGGAACAAUGCCAACACCAAAUUCCAUCAGCGUAGCUGUAAUAUGUUCCAGCAAUAUGAAUAGAAGCAUGGAAGCUCAUGCCUUCUUGAGUAAAAAAGGAUUCAACGUGAAGUCUUUCGGGACUGGUGAUAAAGUUAAGCUUCCUGGAAAUGCACCUGAUCGUCCAAACAUAUAUGACUUUGGAACUUCAUAUGACGAAAUAUACAAUGAUCUUUUAUCAAAAGACAAGCAAUAUUAUACGCAAAACGGUUUAUUACACAUGUUGGAUAGAAACCGUAGAAUAAAGCCCAAACCAGAACGAUUUCAGUUAUCGAAGGAUAAAUUCGAUAUUUUAAUCAGUUGCGAAGAGCGCGUUUAUGACCAAGUAAUUGAAUGUAUGGAAUCUAGAACUCAGGAGGAUAGUCAGCCAGUACAUUUGAUUAACAUUGACAUCCAGGAUAAUCAUGAAGAAGCUACAGUUGGAUCAUUUCUCAUUUGUGAAUUAGUCACUGUGCUAGCAAACAGUGAGGACUUGGAUAACGAUAUAGACGAACUACUUCACGAAUUUGAGUCCAAAUUUGCAAGAACAAUCUUGCAUACAGUACUGUUUUAUUAAACAGCCUGCUGCAUACCAAGAACUUGGUGUUCAUCAACGACUUUAUAGUUAUAAAAGCAGAAAUUAUACAUUAUAACUGUACCACUACAUUCUCCGAGUCAGAUCAUGUGGAGUGAAUUCUACUUUUCCGCUCCAAGUAAAAAUUCGAUCCGCGCUUCCUAUUUAACAAAGUACUGCUUUCCACAGAGAUCGUUUUAGAGACCUGCCAUACUAUAUCUGUAAUUCAUGGCAAGAUAUACAGAAGUAAAAUUACUGGAGUUGUUCCGAUUUUCGAAACAUUAGUAUUAGAGGGAUUAAAGAUUGAAAAGUAAAGAAAACAAAUUAUGAAAUAUUUUAAUUUUAUAAUAUAUACACAUAUAAGUACAACAGCAAACUAUUCUUAUAUGCGUAUGUAUUUCAUUGUUAGAAUAUUUGUGGUACAUAGAAUUGAUAUGAGUCUCUGAUGUGUUUAUAAAUUCAGAGGCUUGUAUAUUAUGAAAUAUACAAUUCGCUGUUAUAUAGCGAAAAGGCCUUCAAUUCUCAUAAUACAAUAUAAAUAUUCGUAAAAUCAAUGUUGAUCAAGAUGGGCGUACAAUCUUCUCGUUUUUUCGUGUUUCUUUUUAUUUGAAUGUUUAUUGAUCUUUUUCCACGGUUUUUCUUCAAGCGACAAAUUUUGUGUGGAACCAGUCACUGAUUCUCUAUUGCUGAAAAAAUUGUUACAAUAAUUACCAAAAUAUUUGAAAAACUAGAUUCGUGUACACGCUCUAUUACUUAUUAUUAUAUACGAACAAUUAUUGUCAAAAAAAUUAUACAAGAAUGACUUUAUCAAAUAAUAAAUAUACAAUAAUGUUACAUACUUUGAAUCAGCUCGGUACGAGCC